AGAUUUAUAUUUGAGAUUAAUUUCGUUAUUGUUAAUUUGUUUUAAUUCAUAAGUUUCGUUAAUAAAUAAAUUUUUGAAAACUGGCAUAAUAUUACUAUAAAAAGAACCGUUAAAUUCGCUAUAACUAUCACGAAACAAGUUUUAAAUCUUCAAACCGGCUUAUUGUUCAUCAUUUUACUAUGGAUACUGUUGCCAUAAUUUUCUUCACAAUACUACAGAGCGUCAUUAGUUUUGACUCCAGAGACUUGGUUUUCGUGAUAGUGAGCCAGGGUGACCCCUACCAUGCCAGCGUGGCCGCGCGUCUCGAGCAGGACAUCAUCAGACAGGUCCAAAAUAUUGAAAAGCGCGACCCUCGAGUCCACCUAACGCACGUGGACUUCCCUGUCCCCGGGGCGUGGAGCAUCAUCCCCCUGCUGCGGCCGCUCGUCUCCCGGUACAACGGCAGCGCGCGCUGGGUGCUGUUCGUGGAGCCGCAUACCGCCGUGCGCUGCGAUCGCCUGCUACACGCGCUGGCUGCGGCUGACCCACGCCAGGAUAUACAUUGGAUCGGCUACCCGCUGCGAGACGUGGAGCCCACCAUCAUCCACCACUUCGCGUUCUACGACGAGCUGGAGGAGGACGGGGGCUUCGUGUACCCGCACUUCGCCAGCGGGUUCGCCAUGAGGAUACAGCUUAUGGCCAGCCUUAUGGACCUAAUAGAGUCUGGCGCGAGACGACUCGAGGCGGACUUCUCAAUAGACCCGGCGUUUGAGCUGGCACAGCUGGUGUACGGGGACCCUAAACAGCCUGGCCCCCUGCUCACGCCGGACCACAGCUUCUGUGUAGUGUCGGGAGACACCUGUGCUACUUACCCCAGGCAGUUUGAUACGUGUGGCAGUCCCAUACCUGAGGAGUGGAUAUUCUUCGCGGUGAAGACUUGGAGUGGCUUCCAUGAUACGCGAGCUAAGGUUGUAAAGAAGACCUGGGGCAAACAUGUCACUAACCUACAGUUUUACAGCGACAAAGAUGACCCCACUCUGCCGGCGAUAGAUAUCGGUGUACCGAACUCCAAGACGGGGCACUGCGUGAAGACGGUCGCGAUACUGGAGGACGUGCUACGCAGGAUCGAUAGGCGGCCCAUCAGGUGGAUAUUCCUGGCCGAUGACGAUACUAUAUUGGGAGUGCGAAGACUGUGCGAGAUGUUGAGCUGCUACCGCGGCGGCGCUGACAAUAUGAUGCUGGGUGAGCGGUACGGGUACGGAUACGGCAAGAAGGAGACUGCUGGGAAAGGCUACGACUACAUAACCGGCGGGGGCGGCACCGUGCUCAGUGUGGGCGCGGCGCGCGCGCUGGCGGCCUGCGCGUGCGCGGGUAUCUCUGCGCCAGACGACAUGACGCUCGGCGCGUGCGCACGCGCACACACGAAGACUACCAUAGUACACUCGCCGUUGUUCCAUCAGGCCCGUCCAUCCGACUACCCUCGCGAGGCGAUAGCGCGCGACCGGCCCGUGUCCUUCCACCGCCACUCCGCACCAGACCCGCUCCUGGUGUACGCCACGUGGUUCCGACAUGAUGACAUGGCCGUGCCGAGAGCUAGGGAUGAGCUGUAGCUUGGAAUUGCUGCUGGUAAUAAAUCAUGUUGUAUUACGAGGCUCCUAGUGUAAGUCACAAGGUUCUGGUUCCAUUAGCGCCACAUUCCUGCAUCGCGCUAUCGAAGUUUUCUAAGUGCGCCGGUA
Aricia agestis (brown argus) is the source of this 1715-nucleotide messenger RNA. RefSeq names its product beta-1,3-glucosyltransferase. The record is from RefSeq and is a predicted model, not a curated record. Gene Ontology annotation, cellular component: membrane. The coding region runs from base 180 to 1589 and encodes 469 amino acids. The transcript has 11 exons. Lineage: Eukaryota; Metazoa; Arthropoda; Insecta; Lepidoptera; Lycaenidae. Gene Ontology annotation, molecular function: N-acetylgalactosaminide beta-1,3-galactosyltransferase activity.